AUGGCUCGACUGCUUGUUUUGGUGAACUCCGUCUUCCUGUUGCUUUUCGGCAGCGACAUCUUCUUGGUGGGAGCGAACCGGCCUCCUGCUCCUGUCAAUGUAUCUGUCAUGCACCUGAGGGCCGACUCUGCAACAGUAACCUGGGAGGUUCCCGAAGGAGAUAUAAUCAUCGGUUUCUCCAUCUCACAACAGAGGCAGGACGCUCACAUGCAGCGGUUCAUCAGAGAGGUCAACACCACCAGCCGGGCCUGUGUUCUCUGGGACCUCGAGGAGGAGACAGACUACAUCAUCCAGGUCCAGUCUAUUGGCUUGUAUGGGGAGAGCCAGGCCAGUAAGAAAGUUCAUUUCCGUACCCUCAAGAAGUCUGAUCGCUUCCCGUCCAACAGCUCCAACCAAGAUGACCCUACUGUGCAGGGCCUGGACAAGUCCAGACACCUACAGACAGGAGAGAUGAUUAUCAUUGUGGUGGUGCUGGUCAUGUGGGCAGCCGUCAUUGCCCUGUUCUGCCGACAGUAUGACAUCAUCAAGGACAACGACUCCAGCAACAGCAAGGAGAAGGCCAAACCAUCCUCGGAGAGGAGCACUCCGGAGCACCACAGCGGAGGCCUGCUGCGGAGCAAGUUUCAUCCAUCUGUGGCAUCUAUCAACAUCAUUGAAGUUUGA
Molecule: messenger RNA, 663 nt
Organism: Lampris incognitus (smalleye Pacific opah)
Lineage: Eukaryota; Metazoa; Chordata; Actinopteri; Lampriformes; Lampridae
Gene: fndc4a
Product: fibronectin type III domain containing 4a
Exons: 6
Coding region: 1-663 (220 amino acids)
Molecular function (GO): protein binding
Source: RefSeq, a predicted model, not a curated record